AUGGAAAAAGAAAAACAAGAAAUGCAUUAUUUGCCUGGGGCUUCAGCAGCAGGGGCGAAGACAGCAGCGGGGAAGCAGCAGCAGCAGCAGCAGCAGCAGCAGCAGCAGGCAGCAGCAGCUUCAGCAGCGGGGGCUACCCGCCCUCGAGCGGGUCUGCGGCGGAGGGCGACGAGGCCGCGUCCGCCCUUGCUGCUGCGGGCAGCAGCAGCAGCGCAGCAGCAGCAGCAGCAGCAGCAGCAGCAGCAAGCAGCAGCAGCAGCAGGGGACGCAGGGGACGCAAACCUAGAGCUAUUAACCCCACACAACUCACUCCUAAAGAAUACCACAGACUCUACAGGGCUUUGCUGCGCUAUGGGUCUGUGGAAAGGAGACUCGGAGACAGUGGAAGCAAAGCUGCAGCGAGUUGCUGCUGCAGUGGUGACUGCAGCAGCAGCAGAGAUCGUGGCGGCCUGCAGAGACAGGCUCAGCCAGCCCCCCGCCAAACCUGCUGCUGCUGCUGCUGCUGCUGCUGCUGCAGCAGCAAGGAAGGGCAGCAAAGCCAGCAGAGAUGAGGAAGAUGAUGAAGAAGACCAAGACCAAAGCAGCAGACAAAAGGAAGAAGAGGAAGCCAAAGAAGGGCGUUCGUACUUCACGCAAAUAGGAGACACGCGGGUGAACGCGUGGGACUUGAUAGAGCGGCUGCAGCUGCUGCAGCUGCUGCACGAAGUGUUUGAGCAGCAGCACCCCAACUGUGCUGCUCCUUGGCGGCUGCCGACGGGGCCCUUGUCUGCGGACUACUCGGGGCUGCAGCAGCAGCAGCAGCAGCAGCAGGUGCUGCUGCUGCAGCAGCAGCAGCAGCAGCACGACGGGGAAGGCCUCCCGCAAGACGCGGCGCAGGCGGCUCACGGGGACCCCGCUGCUGCUGCUGCUGCUGCUGCUGCUGCUGAGCAGGGACAGUGUGCAGCGGAUCCAGGGGGGCCGCCAGCUGCUGCAGCAGAUGCUGCUGCUGCUGCUGCUGCUGCUGCGACGGCAGCAGCUGGAGCGGAGCAGCAAGCCGUUGGGACCGACGACGAGCAGCAAGAGGGAGCAGCAGCAGCAGCAGCAGCGCAGCAGCAGCAGCAGCAGCAGCAGCUCGACAGCAGCAGCGGAAUGAAAGGUUUCCCACCUCCCCACGGAGGAGGUACAGAGACAUUUCUGACUCAGCUCGAAGCAGUGGGGCAGCAGCAGCAGCAGCAGCAGCAGCAGCAGCAGCAGCAGCAAGACUGUGACGCUUCAUCGAUCCGGCGGAAGACAGGCUUUUUGGUUUUUAUUUAUUUUAUUUUAAAUUAA
Molecule: messenger RNA, 1308 nt
Organism: Eimeria necatrix
Lineage: Eukaryota; Apicomplexa; Conoidasida; Eucoccidiorida; Eimeriidae
Product: chromodomain helicase DNA binding protein, putative
Biological process (GO): regulation of transcription by RNA polymerase II
Cellular component (GO): SWI/SNF complex; nucleus
Molecular function (GO): transcription coregulator activity
Source: RefSeq, a predicted model, not a curated record